This is a messenger RNA of Gasterosteus aculeatus aculeatus (three-spined stickleback), 1177 nucleotides long. It is a transcript of the gene pgam2, whose product is annotated as phosphoglycerate mutase 2 (muscle). NCBI's taxonomy places the organism in Eukaryota, Metazoa, Chordata, Actinopteri, Perciformes, Gasterosteidae. Gene Ontology annotation, molecular function: intramolecular phosphotransferase activity. Gene Ontology annotation, biological process: glycolytic process. The record is from RefSeq and is a predicted model, not a curated record.
GGCUUGGGCUCACUGUUGGUCGGACAUUGUGUUUGUGCACCAGUCGGAAGGGCUGAGGGAACUGAGUCGACCUCAGGAGAACACGCAGUAAACAUGGCCGCCGCCCACCGUUUGGUUAUUGUCCGCCACGGCGAAAGCGCCUGGAACCAGGAGAACCGCUUCUGCGGCUGGUUCGACGCCGACCUCAGCGAGAAGGGGGUGGAGGAGGCCAAGCGGGGAGCCCUGGCCAUCAGGGAUGCGGGCCUUAAGUUUGACGUGUGCUACACCUCCGUGCUGAAACGCGCCGUCAAGACCCUGUGGACCAUCAUGGAGGGAACGGACCAGAUGUGGCUCCCCGUGAUUCGCACCUGGCGCCUCAACGAGCGUCACUACGGGGGCCUCACCGGCCUCAACAAGGCCGAGACGGCAGAAAAGCACGGCGAGGAGCAGGUGAAGAUCUGGCGCCGCUCCUUCGACAUCCCGCCUCCACCCAUGGAAAAGGAUCACCCUUACAACAAAGUAAUCAGCGAGUCCCGGCGCUACAAGAAUUUGAAGCCUGGUGAGCUCCCCACAUGCGAGUCCCUGAAGGACACUAUCGCCCGCGCCCUGCCUUUCUGGAACGACGUCAUCGCGCCAGAAAUCAAGUCGGGGAAGAACGUUAUCAUCGCUGCCCACGGCAACAGCCUCCGCGGCAUCGUCAAGCACUUGGAAGGUAUGUCCGACGCAGCCAUCAUGGAGCUGAACCUGCCCACAGGAAUCCCAAUUGUGUACGAGCUGGACGCAAACCUCAAGCCCAUUAAGCCCAUGGCUUUCCUUGGCGAUGAGGAAACCGUGAAGAAGGCCAUGGAGGCCGUGGCCGCCCAGGGCAAAGCCAAGAAGUAAGCCUGCGCUGGAGACGCCGUGAGGAGGCAGAAAAAGAAAGAAAAGAAACUGUUCCCCCUUCAUGCUCCAGCCUGUCUCCCCCCCCGAGCAUUUGUCCAUCUUUGUAGUCCAUUCCAGCCGGGGUAACGCUUUUGGGGACGGCUCAUUUUCAGCCAAUUAGCCCUGUUUGUUUAAAUGUCAGACAUGAGCGAUGACCUGUCAAUCAAAGCAGACAGCCCAGCCUCACAAUCACUCAGCCCUUUUGAAUUGUGGUCAAGCUCCAUGUCAAGACCUCACCACUCUGGCACAGCCAAUAAAGAAGUCCUGUUUUUACAUA